Molecule: messenger RNA, 1586 nt
Organism: Lemur catta (Ring-tailed lemur)
Lineage: Eukaryota; Metazoa; Chordata; Mammalia; Primates; Lemuridae
Gene: CLEC11A
Product: C-type lectin domain containing 11A
Exons: 3
Coding region: 172-1377 (401 amino acids)
Source: RefSeq, a predicted model, not a curated record
GAGACACACACAGAAGAGCAGAGGAGACAAGAGUGGGGAAGAGAGGGACAGGAAGAGAGAAACUGAGAGAGCAAGGAACCAGGGGGCUAGUGAUCUGCACACAGGGCAGGGGGUGCUUGCCAGUCCCCGGAGACCACCUCCCGCCCCAGAAAUCAAGACAUCUGCGACCUUAUGCAGGCAGCCUGGCUUUUCGGGGCCUUGGUGAUCCCCCAGCUCUUGGGCUUUGGCCAUGGGGCUCGGGGAGCCGAGCGGGAGUGGGAGGGAGGCUGGGGAGGCGCCCAGGAGGAGGAGCGGGAGAGGGAGGCCCUGAUGUUGAAGGUGAGCUGUGGAGUGGGAACUCUAAGGGCGAACCCGGAGUUUGGGAGGGGGUGUUUCAGGAUCAGGGAAACGGGCAAGGGGGAACGAUGGGGACAGGUUCAGAGGACGGGGGUGAUGGGUUCAGAGAGAGGACUCAGGCGGCAAAGAGUGAGUUUAGAGUUGGAGGGGGGAGCGCGGGGCGUCUCGGGAGGCAAGCUGGGGCAGACCACCCCUCCCCGACCCCAGUAUUUGCAGGAAGCCCUGGGGCUGCAGGCUGGGAGGGGGGAUGAGAAUCCAGAGAAUCCUGUCGGGACCGAGGAAGGCAAAGGGACCUGGGAGACUGAAGAGGACCAGGAGGAGGAAGAGGAGGAGGAAGCAACGGCAACCCCCUCCUCCAGCCCCAGCCCUUCUCCCACCCCUGAGGACACCGUCACUUAUAUCCUGGGCCGCCUGGCCGGCCUGGACGCAGGCCUGCACCAGCUGCACGUCCGUCUGCACGCGCUGGACACUCGCGUCGUCGAGCUGACCCGGGGGCUGCGGCAGCUGCGGGAGGCGGCGGGCGACACCCGCGACGCUGUGCAAGCCCUGCAGGAGGCGCAGCGCCGCGCCGAGCGCGAGCACGGCCGCUUGGAGGGCUGCCUCAAGGGGCUGCGGCUUGGCCACAAAUGUUUCCUGCUCUCGCGCGACUUCGAGGCUCAGGCGGCGGCGCAGGCGCGGUGCGUGGCGCGGGGCGGGAGUCUGGCGCAGCCGGCCGACCGCCAACAGAUGGAAGCGCUCACUCGCUACCUGCGCGGGGCGCUCGCUCCCUACAACUGGCCGGUUUGGCUGGGCGUGCACGACCGGCGUGCCGAGGGCCUCUACCUCUUCGAAAACGGCCAGCGCGUGUCCUUCUUUGCCUGGCACCGCGCGCCCCGCCCCGAGCCGGGCGCCCGGCCCAGCGCUGCGCCGCACCCGCUCAGCCCCGACCAGCCCAACGGCGGCGCGCUGGAGAACUGCGUGGCGCAGGCUUCUGAUGACGGGUCCUGGUGGGAUCACGACUGCGAGAGGCGCCUCUACUACGUCUGCGAGUACCCCUUCUAGCCGGGCCGGUUCCCUGGCUCUCCCACCACGGCCGGCCUUUGACUGCGCCGUGCACCCUCCACCCUCCGAGAACGCCCUUCCUUCCCUGUCCCCGGGCUGGGUGCUCCUGGGAGGCUCCUGCGGGGCCGGGACCCCUCCGCGGCCUUUGCCUGAAGCGGCGGGCACGAGGCUAGGUCCGCCCGGUGCCAAUAAAGCCUUGUGGAAUCAGA